ACUCCCAGCCAGGCACCGGCCUCAGAGUCCUCGGGCACCCGAGACGCCUCUCGUAGUCGGCCCUGCCGGGCCUGCAUAGACUUCAAGACGUGGAUGAGGACGCAGCAGAAGCGGGACAGGAAGUUUAGGGAGGAUUGUCCACAGGAUCGCGAGGAACUGGGUCGCCACAGCUGGGCUGUGCUCCACACCCUGGCUGCCUACUACCCGGACCAGCCCACCCCAGAACAGCAGCAAGACAUGGCCCAGUUCAUACAUUUAUUUUCCAAGUUUUACCCGUGUGAGGAGUGUGCUGAAGACAUAAGGGAGAGGAUAGGCAGGAACCAGCCAGACACUCGAACUCGUGUGUCCUUCACCCAGUGGCUAUGCCAUCUGCACAACGAGGUGAACCGCAAGCUGGGAAAGCCGGACUUCGACUGCUCACAGGUGGAUGAACGCUGGCGUGAUGGCUGGAAGGACGGCUCCUGUGACUAAAGGAAGGCCAGCCUGGCUGGAGAGGGUCCCCACAGGGAAAGCUCAGGGAGAUUUUUCUCUGAGGGUCCACUCACCGUGCUACUCACUUCCUGGCAGGCACAUGGCCUUUCACAGUGGUGGCAGGCUUGUCCGAAGAGGAUCCUGGGGACAGCUUCCUUAGUUUUGAGACCAAAAUAAAAUGCUGGGGAAGUGA
Molecule: messenger RNA, 664 nt
Organism: Fukomys damarensis (Damara mole-rat)
Lineage: Eukaryota; Metazoa; Chordata; Mammalia; Rodentia; Bathyergidae
Gene: Gfer
Product: growth factor, augmenter of liver regeneration
Exons: 4
Coding region: 94-471 (125 amino acids)
Biological process (GO): liver development
Cellular component (GO): mitochondrion
Molecular function (GO): flavin adenine dinucleotide binding; flavin-dependent sulfhydryl oxidase activity
Source: RefSeq, a predicted model, not a curated record